AUGCAUCCGCAUCUGCAUACGAAGAACGCGUUGGCGUGCGAAGAAAUCAUCGCCGCCCUCGAGGAAUGCCACAACAGAGGCUUCAUGCACAAAGCCACCGGCGGUUGCAACGACGUCAAAGACAAGGUGAACCGGUGUCUGCGGCUCGAGCGGGCAAAGCUGCAAGCGGAGAACAGGGCGGCCGCGAAGGCGAAGCGUGACAUGAUCAAGGAGGAGCAAAAGGCCCUUGGUCUAUGA
Messenger RNA from Metarhizium album ARSEF 1941, 237 nucleotides. RefSeq names its product Cytochrome c oxidase biogenesis protein Cmc1-like protein. Lineage: Eukaryota; Fungi; Ascomycota; Sordariomycetes; Hypocreales; Clavicipitaceae. The record is from RefSeq and is a predicted model, not a curated record. The transcript is spliced from 2 exons. The coding region runs from base 1 to 237 and encodes 78 amino acids.